AGCGCUCCCUGCCCUCAGCGGGAGCCGCCAUCUUCCCACCCCCCAACCCCCGCUCGCGGUCUUAAAGGGGCCGCGACCCCCGCGCUGAGGCCGCGGCGGGUUUGGGGUUUGUUCCCGGUUCGCGAUCCUGGUUCCCGAGUGGAAAGAACCGUGACCGCGGUUCCCUCCGGUCACCACAGAGCGUGUAGGAGCGGGAUUGGACCCGACCGCGUCGGCAGGUUGAGUCACUCCAGGACGUGGCCAUGUUUUCCACCCCCAGGAAGUGAGGGAGAGCUGGAUCCCAGGGCCAUGGCAGCAGAUGAGAGGGAUUACAACCUGACAGAGGAGCAGAAGGCUGUCAAGGCCAAAUACCCUCCACUCUGUAAGAAAUAUGAAUAUCUGGAUCACACAGCAGAUGUGCAGCUCCAUGCCUGGGGAGACACGUUGGAAGAGGCAUUUGAGCAGUGUGUCAUGGCCAUGUUUGGCUACAUGACGGACACAGAGACCGUGGAACCCGUGGAUACAGUGGAGGUGGAGGCAGAAGGGCACGACAUGUUGUCUCUCCUCUUCCACCUCCUGGAUGAGUGGCUGUAUAAAUUCAGUGCUAAUGAGUUCUUUGUACCCAGGGAGGUGAAAGUGCUUCACAUCGACAGAAUGCAAUUCAAAAUAAGAUCAAUUGGGUGGGGAGAAGAGUUCUCUUUAGGCAAACACCCACAGGGCACAGAGGUCAAAGCCAUCACUUACUCAGCGAUGCAGAUCUGUGAGGAUGAAAAGCCAGAAGUCUUUGUCAUCAUUGAUAUUUAAAGCAAGAAAAGUAUGGCCAAGUGGAUAUUAUGGGCUGGCAGAAGUCCCCUAAAACUGUAAUCCCUGUGAAAGUAACCAAGGAAUUGGGCAGUUAAAAUCAUAAAUUGAAGGGAGUAACUGCAGGGAAUGUCAGCCAGUGUUUUCAUGUGAAAAUGGUGAGACAGAAAAUAAAAAGAACUAGUUGGGGUUUUGGGAGAUGUUGAGAAGAAGAGAUCUGUAGGAGUUGGAAAUCUCCCAGGAAUGCUGGUAGUGAGCUUUUAAGGCUGG
Messenger RNA from Lepidothrix coronata (blue-crowned manakin), 1050 nucleotides. It is a transcript of the gene TSLIG1, whose product is annotated as zinc finger and BTB domain containing 8 opposite strand. Gene Ontology annotation, biological process: tRNA splicing, via endonucleolytic cleavage and ligation. Gene Ontology annotation, cellular component: tRNA-splicing ligase complex. The record is from RefSeq and is a predicted model, not a curated record. The transcript has 8 exons. NCBI's taxonomy places the organism in Eukaryota, Metazoa, Chordata, Aves, Passeriformes, Pipridae. Bases 289 to 783 code for a protein of 164 amino acids.